ACAUAUGGUAAAGAUACAUGUACUCGCGCAGCUGUGAUAUCAAUUGCACUCCAAAAAAUAAGAUAAAUAAAAAUUUAUUAAAAGUAAUCAAACGUAAAUAAUAGAUUUAACAAUCAACCAAGUAUAAACUUUAAUAAAAAUAAUAUUUCAAAUUGAAAUAUAUAUGAAUUAUUGAGAUGAAUGAAAAAAUUUGCCAGCUAAUUAACUACCAAAAAUGAUCAAGAUUAUAACAAAAUUUUGCAACUAUUGUAUUUUAUUAUUAUUCAAUAAAAACUAUUAUUAUUUUAUAUGAUAAUAGUGUUGUUAAAAAAUUAAUCUAAAGAAAAUAAAAAAGAUUAUUCAAAAUGUUUGGAUCACCAAGAGAAGCUGUACGUGUAAAAGUUAAGAAGUGUGAAACAAGACAUCAACCAGAGUAUAGAAAAUUCAGUGUUGAUCCACAAAUAACAUCAAUUGAAGUAUUACAAAGUAUACUGAUAAAAGCAUUUGACAUUAAAGGUGAUUUUACAAUAUCAUACAGAGCAAUUGAUGAUUAUGGAACAGAAACAUAUUUAUUUUUACUUUCUGAUUGGGAUUUGGAUGCAGCAUUUAUCAGUGCUUCAGAACCAUAUUUAUAUCUUCAAGUAAAUUUAAAACCAUUUGGUGAAUCUGGUGAUUGUGAUUGUGAUUGGGAACAAAAUAAUAGUCAAGAUAUAACAACAAGACAACAAGAUUCAUUAUUUCCAUAUAAUUAUAAAACUCAAAAACUUCCUGGUUUAAUAAUGAAUAAAAUGGAAAAAACAUUAAAUUUAGUACAACGUGCACUUGGAAAUUUAAGUGAUGAAACAAAUCAACAAAAUAUACAACCACCAAGACCACCAUUAACUGAUGCUGAAUUUCGUCGUUUUUUAGAUCCAAUUGGACAAGUUAUACAUUCAAAAGAAUUACGUGCUGUUAUUUAUUUUGGUGGUAUUGAACCAAGUUUACGUAAAGUUGUAUGGAAACAUAUAUUAAAUGUAUAUCCUGAUGGUAUGUCAGGUAAAGAAAGAAUGGAUUAUAUGAAAAAAAAAGCUCAUGAAUAUCAAACAUUAAGAGAAAGAUGGCGUAAUUUAAUACAAAAAGGUAAAAAUAUUGGUGAUUUAAGUUAUGUUACAAGUAUGGUAAGAAAAGAUGUACUUAGAACAGAUAGACAUCAUAAAUUUUAUGGUGGUUCUGAUGAUAAUCAAAAUACAGCAAGUUUAUUUAAUAUAUUAACAACAUAUGCAUUAAAUCAUCCAAGUGUUAGUUAUUGUCAAGGUAUGAGUGAUUUAGCAUCACCAUUACUUGUUACAAUGAGAGAUGAAGCACAAGCAUAUAUUUGUUUGUGUGCAUUAAUGUGUCGUUUAAAAGAUAAUUUUAUGCUUGAUGGUAUAUCAAUGACUAAAAAAUUUACACAUCUUGCUGAAGGUUUACAAUAUUAUGAUCCUGAUUUUUAUUAUUAUUUAAAAUCACAUCAAGCUGAUGAUUUAUUAUUUUGUUAUCGUUGGUUAUUGCUAGAAAUGAAACGUGAAUUUGCACUUGAUGAUGCAUUAAGAAUGUUAGAAGUAUUAUGGGCAGCAUUACCAGCAUCACCACCAAAUGGUGAAUUAUCAUUAGCUGAAAUACCAUUUCCACCACCAUCACCACCACCAAGUCCAAAUGUUAAACAUAUUAGAGAAAAUGCAUAUACCAAAGUAUGUGCAAUAAGACGUUUAAGUUCAUCAGCAAGUAUUGCAAGUGGAAAAAAAAAAAAUUUACAUUGUGAUGAUAUAAUUAAUCAUGAAGAACCAAGUAGCAUUGAAAAUAGCUCAAAUUAUUUAACUGUUGAUGAAGAUAUAAGCUCAAAAAAAAAUCAUACAAUUGAUGAAACAAUAAAAACAAAUUUAAAUAAUAAUUGUGAUAAUAUUAGCAGUAAUGAUAUUAAAAUAAAUGAACAACAACAAACUGAGAGUGAAAAAAAAUGUGCACGUGUUGUUAAAAAUUUAAAUGAAUUUUUAAAUUUUACAAGUUUAAAUCGUAGUAAAGUUGGACCAAGUGAUGAACGUGAAUUACGACGUGUAUCAAGUGAAAGUGGUGUUAUACGUGUUAUACGUGGUGAUGAUGAUGCUGGUUCACCAGAUGAUCAAACUGAUUUUUUUCCAAUGACAACAUCAAUGACACGUGAAUUAAGACUUGAGCUUGAAUUACUUGAUAGACAAGUAUUUGGACAAUCACAAGAUCCAGAUGAAACAAAAUUUGAUGAAGACAGUGAUAAUUUUAUUAAAAAAAAUAAUAUUAAUUUAGAUAUACCAAUUAAUAAUGAGAGUGAAAUAAUUAAUGGUCAAGUUGAAAAAUUUAGUCCAGCAGCUGAUGUAUUUGUUUGGGAAAAUCCAUUACAUGCUAUGGAGUUGAGAAAAAAUUCAUCUCGUACAACAACACCUGAUGAACAAGCUGAACUUGAAUAUGAUGGUGAAAUAAUGGAAGAUGAAAAUGGUAUUAAAUCAGUAACUCCAAUAAGACUACUAAAGCAAGCAAUUAGAUCAUUAUCAGCAUCUGAAAGUGAUGGAGAUAGCUGGCGACAGAGUCAAACAAUUGCCGAGACAAUUGUACCAACAACUCAAGAACAAGGUGAAGAAGCAACUGAAUUAACAGCAUUAAUUACAGCUGGUACAAGUGAUGAACAAUUAACAACAACAACAACAAGUAAUGAUGGUACACUACCACCACCAUCUGAAUUUGGUGGUGGUAAUCCAUUUCUUAUGAUUCUAUGUAUAACAUUAUUAAUUCAACAUCGUGAUUUUAUAAUGCGUAAUCAAAUGGAUUACAAUGAAAUGGCAAUGCAUUUUGAUAAAAUGGUACGUCGUCACAAUGUAACACGUGUUUUAAAUCAAGCUAGACAAUUAUUUGCUGGAUAUCUUAGAAGAUAUUCAGCACCUGGAAGACCUGAUUAUAUCAGUGUUUAAAUAUUUAAUAAAAAUAAAAACGUAAUAAUAAUUGCAUCAAGUACCACAAGGUUAAUUGUACUUGAUGCUGUAUUAAUUUUGAAUUGUUUUUCUUUUAAAUUCAACAAUUCCAAUAAUUUCCUAAGGCCAAAAGACAUAACAGAACAAUAGAUUGUUAAUAGACUUAUUAUUAUAAAUAAUUUAUUUUAAUUUAUUCAUAAAUAAUAUCGUUUACAUUUUUAUUUUUAAUCAUGUUGUUUUUAUUUACAACUAAAAUUUAGUUUUAUAGUUAAGAUGAAUUUACUUGUUAUUUAUUUUCAUUUCUACAUAAUAAAACAAAAAAUUUUUAAUUAAUUUUGAAUGUGUUGAAUAUAGAAAAAAAAUUAAUACAAAGUUAGAUAAAAUUAUUUAUUUUCGUUUUCCAUUUUGACUCAUAGCAAGAAUUUGUACAAUUCUGAUGAAGAUGUUGACAGUAUCCAUAUAAAUUGCUACACCACUAGAUAAAAAUAAACAAAAAAAAAAAAAGGAAUAAAAAAA
Molecule: messenger RNA, 3452 nt
Organism: Aphidius gifuensis
Lineage: Eukaryota; Metazoa; Arthropoda; Insecta; Hymenoptera; Braconidae
Product: TBC1 domain family member 25
Exons: 6
Coding region: 345-2936 (863 amino acids)
Biological process (GO): activation of GTPase activity; regulation of autophagosome maturation
Cellular component (GO): autophagosome
Molecular function (GO): GTPase activator activity
Source: RefSeq, a predicted model, not a curated record